AUGGCCGAGGAGGACAAAGGGACCUCGGCGUGGUACAAGGUGCCGACGUGGGACGGAAGCCCGGCUACAUGGAGGGCUUUCCAGCGAGAGAUGGAAUGGUGGAUGUCGUCCUUGGACGUCGACAACACCAAGAAGUUCAACUUGGCGGCGCGGUGGCUUUUGAGACAAAGCGGUGUCGUGAGGCAAAGGGGUGAGGAGUUUACGCCGAAGGAGUUGGAAUACACUAAGGAAGUGCGAGCGAGAGACCCCGAGGGCGUGGAGAUUGUCGUGACCGAGGAGGACCCCUUCAGCGGCCUUAAUAAGCUCAUGGCGGCCCUGGAGGAGAUCAACGGCAAGACGGCCUUGGACAAGAAGGGCGAGCUGAGACGUCAGUUUUAUACUGACCUCACCCGUCGCCCUGGAGAACGGCCUGCGGACUUCCUUUCGCGGUUCAGGUACCUGGCGGCAGAGCUUAAGAGCGAGGGCAUCGCUCUUCCUUCCAGUGAGCUGGGUUGGUUUCUGAGAGAGAAGCUUGGCUUGGACCCACUGAGGAAGCAGUUGCUUGAGACAGCGCUGGCUGGCCGGGAGAAGUUCGAGGACGUCGAAGCUGAAGCCCUUAGGCGGUUCUUCUUCCUCGGGGGCCUCUUCGUGGCGAAGUUCGGCCGGGAGCACCUGGUCAGGACGAUCCUCGUCUGGGGGAUCGGUGGCGGGAGCAGCUGGGAAACAUGGUGGCAAGGGCACCGGCAAGCAUAUGCCGCUGAAGCUGACGAAGGGCAACUCAACGAGGAGCCGGAGGUUGAAGAGGAGGAGCUCGUGGCCGACCCGGCUGGUGACUCGCCGGACCUCGACGAGAUUCUGGAGAUCGAGGCGGAGGCUCUGGCGGCUGAGCUGGAGCAGGCUGAGACUGAAGGCGUGGACGCAGAGACGCUCGGGCAGAUCGAGGGUUGCGUGGAAGGCGCCGCCGAAGCGCUGAUUACCAUGAGGGAUGCCAAGGCCCGUCUUCAAGAAGUUCGUCGUGACCGUGGCUUCGGAAAGGCAGGCGGCACCUCUGGGCCCGGAGUCGGUCAAGGCUCGCGGGCGACGCCUGGGUUCAAGAAACGUGGGACCUGCUUUGACUGCGGGCUGGCCGGCCACUGGGCCGGGGACGCGGCAUGCCAACGCCCAGGUGCCGGACUUGCAAGGCCAAAGGGCGGAUCUCGAGGACCGACUUCACCCUCUUCGUCGGCCCCUUCGGGAUCUCCUCAAAGGCGGGUGCAGCUUGUUGAGACCUUUGCGGCGGAGACGGAGCCCGAGCUCAACGAGCACAGCGUGAACGAGACCGCCGUGGCAAGCACACUGGAGCAAGCCUUGGCCGUGACCUGUCCCCGUGAAGUGCUGGCUGGAGCUAUGUCAAAGGAUAAAAAGAACGUGGGUGCCCUUGACUCG
Molecule: messenger RNA, 1404 nt
Organism: Symbiodinium necroappetens
Lineage: Eukaryota; Dinophyceae; Suessiales; Symbiodiniaceae
Source: the annotation of a GenBank genome assembly